Closterium sp. Naga37s-1 is the source of this 1098-nucleotide messenger RNA. The record is from the annotation of a GenBank genome assembly. Lineage: Eukaryota; Viridiplantae; Streptophyta; Zygnematophyceae; Desmidiales; Closteriaceae.
AUGACGCACGGCCGGCAGCCACACGGCUGCCUCCUACCCGCCCUGCUAACCACCCGCUCUGCUCGAGGCGGGCACCUCGUGCUAGGAGGCGCGGAGGCAAGAAGGCGGCACUUCAGCAGAGGUGUAGUGCGGUGUGGAAUGGUACGCAAGGAGGACGGGCGGGCGCGGUGGGAUGACGCACGGCCGGCAGCCACUGGCGUGUGGCUGCCUCCUACUCGUCCUGCUGACCACCCGCUCAAGGCAAGGAGGACACUUGGGGCAAGGAGGUACGCAUGCGACUCUUGGGGCUCGAGGCAGGGAGGACACUUGGGGAAAGGAGGAGGAGGCAACCAGGCGGCACUUCAGUGGAAAGUGGAACGGAGAGUAGCGGUGGGACGUGUUGAGGCGGAGAGGGUGGUGCCACUGUCUCUCGAAAGUCCUCCUCACGGCUGGCCCCGCUCAUCGCUGCUCCUCGUCUUCUUUCUUCAGCACCGCCCUCCCUGCACCUCCUCUUCCAGCUUUGACGCCCAACCUGACCUGCACUCCGUCCUCAUCCCCUUCCCACCGUCGAGGAGGGCGCACGGGGAGUCUACAGCGUCACGUCCGGCAAGGGGUGAGGCGGAGGAACGUGAGGGAGUGGUUGAUGGGUUGGACGAGUGGAUGCAUGGAGGGGGAUGCAGUGGAAAGUGGAACGGAGACUUUGACGCCCAACCUGACCUGCACUCCGUCCUCAUCCCCUUCCCACCGUCGAGGAGGGCGCACGGGGAGUCUACAGCGUCACGUUCGGCACGGGGACGGAGGGGAGAGCGGCAGCAUGAAGGGGGACGCUUCAGGCUAGGAGGCGGGGAGGCGGCACUUGAGGUGAGCAUUCGAGGAGGCGGCACUUCAGGAGGCGUCAGAGCAUUUGAGGAGGUGGCACUUCAGGUGAGCAUUCGAGGAGGCGGCACUUCAGGCUCUGCCUGGUUUGAGCGAGGCUUGGGGGACGCUUCAUGUCCUCCUCGUGCCACUGCGGGGUUGCGGAGCGGAGGUGGACUGCACGGCACGCCAGCAACGGUCGUCGUGGUGGUGCGUGUUGUCCCACACGAAGGGUCCCCACCUCAACGUGGUGUGUGGGUGUAA